ACAGCCAAUCCAGCUUAUCGUUAUUCUCAACCAUCACUUUCAUCAUUAAACAAAAGUUUCUCAGAAAGUCGUAAUUGUAGUAACAGUAGCACGUCUUCUAGUGCAAGAUUAAAGAAACGGUCUUCCUGGGCAUGGACGUUGUUGUUUGGAGAGCCAGAAAACAUCUCUUCCCGACAAAAACGCUGUGUCACUCUGUUUGUCUUGGUACUGUUAAUUGGAGUGGGACUUACAGCAGGCGUUUAUUUCGUUGUCAAUCAUGUCAAAUCACUUCAGAAGAAACCUAACUGUGAACUCUUGGGACAAGGAUAUAUUAGAACAGUAGAUGGAGAAUUCAAGGUGGUCAAUAGAGAAUUCACAUCUGAACUAGAAAGUGUUUCCAGUCAACCAUACUUAAUGAUGGAGAGGGAAGUUUUGUACUAUGUUGAUAGACUUUUUGAAGUAAGUUCUCUGGCAAGCAGGUAUAACAAAACUUUGAUUAUGAAAUUCAGACCAGGAAGUGUCAUUGUAAAUUGUCGAGUUUUCUUUAAUGUUGCUCUCGAUAAUGAUGCUGAUGAAGUAGGCCAGGUUUUCACAAAAGUACUUGAGCAGACCAAUGGUUCCUUAGCAGGUGGAUCACUCAAAAUAGAUAUUGGAUCUGUGACAUUUAGACUUAGUGCUUCUUGGUCAUCGUGGAGUCAAUGGUCAUCCUGUUUCCAUAGUAACAAAUGUGACCCAUCUCUUGUUCGUAAAAGGUCACGCAAUUGCCAAAGUGCUAAUGAAGUAGAGAAGGCACUUAAUCAAAGUGUUUGCCAAUGGCAAGGAGGAGUUUCAGUUGAAGAAAAAAAUUGUGUUUGUUCUUUCUCCAAUUUCUCAACUGUGAGAUUGCCAAAAAUGAUCAACACUACCACAUUACAUGUUACAAGCAGUCCAACACCUGUAACACUGGUAAAUGUUACCAGUGGAGCUACCACAACUACUCAAACUUUCAUAACUAGUGAGACCCCCAUGACUGUACAGAUUUCUACAACUACUGAAGCUACCACAUAUAUUACUAAAACUAAAGGAUCUACUGUUCUCAAUCCUGUAUUUUCACUGUUGAACAAAUCUAGUGAGAAUUCUGCUGGUGAUAGUCAAUGCUUGUUGACUGAAUGGAAAUGUGGCAAUGGUUUGUGUAUUCCCAAGGAAAGAAGAUGUGAUGGCCACUUUAAUUGUUUUGACAACACAGAUGAGCUUAACUGUGUAUGUUCCAAACAAGAGUUCCACUGUGGAAACUGGACCUCUUGCAUAGCACGUUCACGAAGAUGUGAUGGUUACAUUGACUGCUGGGAUGGAAAUGAUGAAAAUAACUGCUCCUCAGCUUGUUCCAGCAGUGAUUUCACCUGUAUGAAUGGCAACUGCAUCCCAGUUAGUCAAUUUUGUGAUAGAUACGUUGACUGUGCCGACCAGAGUGAUGAACCAAAUGGGUGUGAUUUGCCAUGCACACAGGAUGAACAUCAGUGCGAAAAUGGACGAUGCAUAUUAUCACUUAAUGUGUGUGAUGGAGUUGAUAACUGUGGAGACAACAGUGAUGAAUUAAACUGUGAUACAAAAUAUAAAUCUUAGCUUUAAGAAAUACCAAUGUAUAAAAACUUGCAUAAGUAUCUGUGACCAAUACUAACUAGGAUGUGAACCUGUACAUAAAGUAACUUAUUGUGAGAUAUUUUUACUAUGGUAAAUAGACAACACAGAUGUGUUUUCCAAGAACUUUUUAAUGAAUUAUAUGCAAGAAAAGCUAGUAUUUUUACACAUAUAGUGCCCAAAACUGUUGUUGUGAAAAACAAAUGAUAGCAUGCACAAAGAAAAGUGUAAAAGAUGCUGUUGCAUGUUUCAAAAAUAUCUUGUGUCACAUAUUAAAAAGUAC
Messenger RNA from Limulus polyphemus (Atlantic horseshoe crab), 1879 nucleotides. RefSeq lists its product as uncharacterized. Gene Ontology annotation, molecular function: protein binding. Gene Ontology annotation, cellular component: plasma membrane. The record is from RefSeq and is a predicted model, not a curated record. The annotation marks the transcript as partial. Lineage: Eukaryota; Metazoa; Arthropoda; Merostomata; Xiphosura; Limulidae. The transcript has 9 exons.